AUGUCGCGCUCCAGCUCAAAGCCGUAUUCGCGCGACGCGUCAAGGCCCAGCACCGAUUCGCAGUGGAAGCAUGACCUCCACAACACGGUGCGCGGCACCCUCGCCGACCGCCUGGGCACCACCACGCGCAAGUCCGGAUCCGGCUCGAACGGCCCCGGCGGCAGCUUGCUCGACCGCCUGUCUGGCGGCGCGGGCAAGGAGCUCCUCCCUGCCAACAGCAGCUCGAAGGGUGGAAAGAUGCACGCGGACACACCGAGCACGAGCACGAGUGCCAACGCUGGCCGCGAACUGCUGCCCUCCAAGGCCGCGCGUCCAGUGCGAUCAAGCCGCCCUCGCGGUGCAGGCAGGGUGGACCCCUCGGCACACCCCCUCCUCGCUCAGAGCCUCGGUGCGCUUUCGGGAGACCGCCGCGGCACUGUCGCUAGGUCGCCUCCCAGUCCCCCUACCCCAGCUGUGGGAGGCGGCGGUGUGACCAUUAUGGGUGCCGCAGGUCUGACCGUCGUUCGCGUCGAGCACCUCGCACGCGGCACGACUGCCGACGACGUCAAGUCGGCAUUUGCACCCACCCCCAUCUUGUCGGCCAAGAUCGUCUCGGGCUCGCGCGACGCCACGGCCACCGUCGAGCUGGAAAUUGCCGACCGCGCGAGCGCCGACGCCCUCAUCGCGCAGUACGACGGCGUGGCGGCAGACGGCGAGAUCCUCAAGUUGACGGUUGUGCGACCUCGUUCCCCGCCAGCGCGUGGCCAGAGUGGUCGCGCAGGAGGCGGAGGCGGCGGCGGGCUGAGUUCGAGGAUCGAGCCCAAGGCGCGUCCAGUGCCUUCAUCUGGCAAGAUGUACUCUGACCAGAUUGCCGAGCCGCGCCCGGCCCCCCAGGCCAGGCCUGCAGCGCAGCCUCAGUCUCAGUCUCAGCGCCAACCCUCCCUCGCCGCGAGGUUAGGCCGUCGUUGA
Molecule: messenger RNA, 948 nt
Organism: Apiotrichum porosum
Lineage: Eukaryota; Fungi; Basidiomycota; Tremellomycetes; Trichosporonales; Trichosporonaceae
Exons: 3
Coding region: 1-948 (315 amino acids)
Molecular function (GO): nucleic acid binding
Source: RefSeq, a predicted model, not a curated record